CCCUUCAGUCUUGCACAGGUGUACUGGCUCCUCCCCUUCAGUCUUUCACAGGUGUACCGACUCCUGCCCUUCAGUCUUGCACAGUUGUACCGGCUCCUCCCCUUCAAUCUUGCACAGGUGUACCGGCUCCUCCCCCCUCCAGUCUUGCACAGGUGUACCGACUCCUCCCCUUCAGUGUACCGGCUCCUCCCCUUCAGUCUUGCACAGGUGUACUGGCUCCUCCCCUUCAGUCUUGCACAGGUGUACCGGCUCCUCCCCUUCAGUCUUGCACAGGUGUACCUGCUCCUCCCCUUCAGUCUUGCACAGGUGUACCGGCUCCUCCCCUCCAGUCUUGCCCAGUUGUACCGGCUCCUCUCCUGGACUGAAACGGCUUCCUCUGAUUUCACUGCACACUGUGAGCUUCUCACCAUGUGC
Staurois parvus is the source of this 414-nucleotide messenger RNA. Lineage: Eukaryota; Metazoa; Chordata; Amphibia; Anura; Ranidae. The record is from the annotation of a GenBank genome assembly.